AUGAGUCCGGUAGAAGCUCCGCAGUUCUAUAAAAACACACUUGAGCCGAUUGAGAUAAACCAAACGAAUCUACUCAAUGCAUUGACGGAACUACGUUCCUCUACCCGCCGCGGGGCUGAAUUGGUGGGAAAGGGUAGUCCUGCUGAACCUGACGGAAAGGUUGGCCUUUUCAUGGGCGUCUUAGGGAUUGCUCUCGCUUUUCUGCGACUUGAUUAUCAAGCGUCGUCCUUAACAGAGGAAGGGGAGCCUAGCUCCCCAGAUUAUCGAAAGUUGGCCACCGAGAGAAUCCCAAGCCAUGGUCCCAAGAUUCCUCUUGUGCCAGGGAGAUUGUCUCCUCUGGGUUCAGGGAGCCCGCUAGCUGCGACUGUCAUGCGUGUUCAAGCGGCAGCCAAACUAGGCCAUGCCGUUUCUGGUACUGAUGUCGACACACUACGUGAUGCGGUCGCAAUCGCACUUAAACAUGGUCAUAUCGUCCCCCAUGCUAAUCAAAACAUGGGAGGAGAUGAAGUCCUCUAUGGACGCGCUGGGUUGCUAUGGUCCAUUCUGAACAUCCGAGUUCUGAGUCUGGAUGAAAAGAGCACGGAAGCUUUGAAGCCAGUUUUCGAAUCCGUUCCGCAUCUGAUUAAAGUCAUAGUUGAGGCUGGACGCCAGGGCCAUAGGGACUAUGUCCAGGCUUACGGAAAUCGUGAUGCGCUGCCACUGAUGUGGACGUGGCAGGAAGGUCGUUACGGGUUAGGAGCGGUCCAUGGCAUGACUGGUAUCCUAGCUGUACUACUGGCGUGCAAAACAGAAGAGCUCAAUAACGGCACCUCACACGACUACUUCCCUUGGAUAGCAGAUACUGUUCUCGGCCUUUGCAGAUUAUGCAUUGCCAACAAUGGCCAUCUCCCAACUACUAUACCUCCUCGUCAGUCCACUCAGCGAGCAUCACCAUUGGUGCAAAUCUGCCAUGGUAGUCCCGCUAUAUUACUUCUCUUAGGCUGUGCCAGGCGGAACCGCUACCUUGCGUCAAAUUUCUGGCAACCAGAAUGGGACAAGGCUAUCUUUCUAGCGAGCGAGAGGGUCUGGGAGGAAGGGCUGCUUUCGAAAGGCGGGAGUCUCUGCCAUGGCAUCACGGGAAAUGCAUGGCCAUUGCUGCUUUUGCACGACAGCUGCGAGUAUGACGAGGAGUUGUUGGAGAUAGCGAAGCGGAAUUACGGGGAACGGACAAAAACAACUGUCGAGCAACCGCAGCCAGCGCUCACGGGAGACUACUUUCUGUCUAGAGCACUUGCGCUACUGCUCCAUUCGCGGGAAACACCCCCUUACAAUGCCUCUCCGGAAUCAUCGACAUAUGUCUACCGUAUGCCGGAUCGGCCCUAUUCUCUGAGCGAGGGUCUGGCUGGGACUAUCUGCGCAUGGGCUGAUGCGUGUGUGGCCAUUCAAGCGCGACUCCGAAAGAUGGAUCUCGAGAAAGGCAAUGCUGCAUCAGUUGCCGCCGCCCUGAAGGGUGAUGCACAUUUUCAGGAGUUGGAGAAUCGGAAGCUGGGGUUCCCAACCCUGGCUUACCACAGACCUGCUGGUCUACUAUAA
This is a messenger RNA of Aspergillus novofumigatus IBT 16806, 1572 nucleotides long. Its product is annotated as lanthionine synthetase C family protein. Gene Ontology annotation, cellular component: plasma membrane. The record is from RefSeq and is a predicted model, not a curated record. The coding region runs from base 1 to 1572 and encodes 523 amino acids. Gene Ontology annotation, biological process: peptide modification; carbohydrate metabolic process. The transcript is spliced from 4 exons. NCBI's taxonomy places the organism in Eukaryota, Fungi, Ascomycota, Eurotiomycetes, Eurotiales, Aspergillaceae.